AUGGCUGCCUCCACUUCAUCUAGAUCGUCCAAACCAUAUUUCUCACAGGGGGAGGCCUCUAGCCAUCAUGGAAGGAACCAAGAGAGCACAAGUGAAGCUGUGAAUGCAUAUUACUCUGCAGCGUUGAUGGGUCUCGCUUAUGGCGACACCCAUCUUAUUGCAACAGGAUCAACUCUUGUAGCAUUGGAAAUGCAUGCAGCUCAAAUGUGGUGGCAUGUAAGAGAAGGAGAAAACUUGUAUGAUGAAGAUUUUGUGAAAGAGAAUAGAAUAAUGGGUGUUCUUUGGGCUAAUAAAAGAGACAGUGGUCUUUGGUUUGCUCCACCAGAAUGGAGAGAAUGUAGGCUUGGAAUUCAGGUUCUGCCAUUGUUGCCUAUAACAGAGACAUUGUUCUCUGAUGUUGGUUAUGUGAAGGAGCUUGUGGAAUGGACAAAGGCAAAUUUGAAUAGGAAAGGUGUUGGUGAAGGGUGGAAAGGCUUUAUCCAUGCCAUGGAAGGAACUUAUGAUAGAGAAAGUGCAUUGCAGAAGAUAAGAAGCUUGAAGGCUUUUGAUGAUGGAAACUCUCUAAGCAAUUUGCUGUGGCGGAUUCAUAGUAGAGGUGAUGUUGUUGAGGAAGAGUUUGAUCAUGGAAAACAUUAUUGUUGGUUUGACCAUUAUUGCCAUUAG
Molecule: messenger RNA, 663 nt
Organism: Arachis stenosperma
Lineage: Eukaryota; Viridiplantae; Streptophyta; Magnoliopsida; Fabales; Fabaceae
Molecular function (GO): endo-1,3(4)-beta-glucanase activity
Source: RefSeq, a predicted model, not a curated record